GUGUGGAUAUGUACAUGAAUUUUAUUCAGCCAAUCAAAAGCCAACGAUAAAGAUGUGUAUGUAGCAUACGAUGCAACGAGUCAUAUACUACCUUUGGAUAUGUAUAGAGUUGCGUAUAUGAUUCAAUUCUAGUUCGCGUAUUCGGUUUGAUUCUAACCUUGCAGAAUGCUGAUAGGAAUUCGAAUUUGUUGGUAAAAUGUCAAAUCGUUGGGGCAGCGACUAUGUGGUUACCGAACAUCGUGAUUUACAGGCUAAUACUAUGGCCGUGGAUGCGACGGGUAAUUAUGUAUUACUUGCCGGACGCAGAUGUUUUGCGGUAAAACACCUUGACGAAAGUCUUGAUAUAUUAAAAAAAUUUCAAAGACAGAGUAAAUAUGAAGUUGGCUCUGCAGAAUGGAAUCCUACAAAGCAAUACACGUAUUGAAAUAUUAUCUCUUAUUGGAACUGGUAGUUAUGACUUACAAACAACAAAUAGUUUAAAAGCACAUACAAGAGUUGUGAGUGAUUUAAACUGGCAUCCUAAAGAACCAGACAUCAUUGCUUCUUGUAGUAUUGAUACAUUUAUACAUAUAUGGGAUAUAAGAGAUCAAAGACGGCCUUCUUUAUCUUUAUCUGCAGUUGCUGGUUCUUCUCAAGUAAGAUGGAACACUCUUUCUCCCAACAUAUUGGCAACAGCUCAUGAUGGAGAUAUUAAAAUAUGGGAUCAAAGAAAAGGAAAUAGUCCUAUGCAAUAUAUAGCUGCUCAUUUAACAAAAAUACAUGGUUUAGAUUGGUGUCCAUUUCAACAAAAUCAAUUGGCAACAUCUAGUCAAGAUUGUACUGUAAAAAUCUUUGAUAUCAGUAAUCCACGAAGAGCUGAAAGCAUUUUAACAACAAAUUCACCAGUAUGGAGGGCAAGAUAUACGCCAUUCGGAGAGGGACUGGUAACAAUAGUAGUACCACAAUUACGACGAGGAGAAAAUAGUUUAUUAUUAUGGAAUACAACAAAUCUCAAUGCUCCUAUUUAUACUUUUGUAGGACAUACAGAUGUUGUUCUUGAAUUUCAAUGGAGACACCAAAAAUUAGAAAAUAGUGAUUUUGAACUAAUUACAUGGUCAAAAGAUCAAUGUUUAAGGAUAUAUAAAAUUGAUCCUUUUUUAAAAAAAUUAUGUGGACAUGGUAUAGAUGAUAGUACAUCUAUUUAUACUCAGUAUUCUGAAGAUAAUAAUUUGAGAACAUUACAAUCUGUCCAACAAUUACAGCUUAAUGAUAGUCAAAGUGAUCGCGAAAUGAAUUGUAUGACAACCAAAGUAGAUGAACCUAUAUUGAAUUCUGAAGUAGAUAUAUAUAUUGAAAAUAAUAAAGAAAUAUCAUCUCCUACACAACCGAAGACUCUGCAACAAGAAUUUUCAUUAAUAAAUAUGAACAUACCAAAUAUAGAGGUCAAUGCAAUGGAUGCUGUAGAACGUAGUUGUACAGUAACAGCAUCCAAUAAAAGUUAUAAUGUGAUAUUGAAAGUAAAUUUCCCUCCAAAUUACCCAUAUAGUGCACAACCUACAUUCCAAUUUUGUCCUGGGACAACAAUUGACAAUACAACAUUGGCAAAAUUGCUAAAAGUUUUAAAGCAAACUGCUCAACAACGUGUUAAAAAAAAUAGAUCAUGUUUAGAACCUUGUCUUAGACAAUUAAUUACAACAUUGGAACAAACAUGUAAAAAAGAUGAAAAUGAAAGUACUCAUUUAGGAUAUGACAUUCAAGAUAAUGCGAAUUUUUUAAAUUCUUCUAAUAUGUAUACAAAUUAUCAAGAUGCCUAUAUACCAUUUCCUAGAACAUCUGGUGCAAAGUUUUGUUGUGUAGGUAUACUUGUAUGUUUUGGUCGUGCUUCAUAUACGAGAAGAUCAUCUAUGAAGCCUGAGUGUACAACACCUAGAGCACUUUCUGCAUUAGGAAAUGGAAUAGGCAGUGGAGAACAUUUUAUACAUAUGUAUCCAAAUUCUUAUGUACAGUCAAAUGAUAACAUUCCUAUUAGUUCCUUUUAUUUUCAAGAUCGAAAAAUGAAUCGUGGAUUACAUAAUACGAAUAGAAUGACCUAUAGGUCAUGUUGUAAAAAUUAUCACUUUAUGGUGAUGAUAUACGAUGCUUCUUCAUUAUUUUUCGUUAAUAAAGAACUUGCCGAAAAAUAUGUUAUCAAUAUCACCGACAUUCCGGCAAUGUGUCAAUAUAAUGCAAAUGUUGCUGCAUCAUUAGAACGUGCUGAUUUAGUUCAAGCAUGGUGUUUAGCUGCUCUUGUGAUAUCACAACCAAUUUCAAAUGUUGGACAAAAUUCAUGUCAGUCGCCUGAUAUCGAUGCUCCAUGGCAUUUACAUCCUUUUGGUCAAAAUUUAAUUCAUUCUUUAAUACAGCAUUAUGCUAAACAAUCAGAUAUUCAAAUGGCAGGAAUGCUGAGUUGUGCUUUUAGUUAUCGUUCGGAAAAUCCUGAUGUUGCUCAAACACGAAUGAGUAGCAAAUCCAUUAACAUUAGUAGGCUUUCUACAGGAAAAUGGUGGUUAAAGCCUGGUGGUUCUCCGUAUCAUACAAUACAUUUAGCCGAUACUACAUUGGAAGGAUGGAACUUCCAAAAUUUGAAGCAACAUCGAUCUAAUUCGUGGUCUGAUUCUCUUGAUGACUUAAAAUUAAUUCAAGAUACAUUUGGAGAUUCUGUAAAAAAUAUUAGGUUACUUGAUGAAAAAUAUACUACUCUUUAUGAUGGUUAUAAAAAAGCAUACGCCGAAGUAUUACAUAGAUGGCGAUUAUUAGAUGCACGUGCACAAGUAUUAAAACACGUAAGCACAACUCCAUUAGAUACACACAAAGGCGUCGAAUUUCAGAGCGAAUGUCAAUUGUGUGGCAAAGUUAGCAGAGGGCCUCAAUGUAUGAACUGUAAACGAUUAGCAUUAGAAUGUGUAAUUUGUCAUAUCUCUGUUAGAGGUCCAAGUAAUUUUUGUAUAUUUUGCGGACAUGGAGGUCACACACAACAUUUGGCAACAUGGUUUGCUACUAAAACAUUGUGUCCUACGGGUUGUGGAUGUUACUGUUUGCAAGAAAGUUCUGCUCUUUUAAAAUUGUAAAUAAAAGAUUUAAAAAAUUGUAUAUAAAACUGUGAAAAAAAUAUUAGGAUAUAAUAAAUAAUAUUUUAAAAUAUAAU
Molecule: messenger RNA, 3163 nt
Organism: Apis florea (little honeybee)
Lineage: Eukaryota; Metazoa; Arthropoda; Insecta; Hymenoptera; Apidae
Gene: Wdr59
Product: WD repeat domain 59
Biological process (GO): positive regulation of TORC1 signaling; cellular response to amino acid starvation
Cellular component (GO): Seh1-associated complex; vacuolar membrane
Molecular function (GO): signaling adaptor activity; protein binding
Source: RefSeq, a predicted model, not a curated record